Messenger RNA from Cicer arietinum (chickpea), 2278 nucleotides. The record is from RefSeq and is a predicted model, not a curated record. NCBI's taxonomy places the organism in Eukaryota, Viridiplantae, Streptophyta, Magnoliopsida, Fabales, Fabaceae.
UUAUAUCUCUAUAGAUCUUAUCUUGUAUAAGAAGUUUGCAAAAUAAAUAGAAAGAGCUAGACUCUUCUAGAGAUAAAAAAAAAAAAAUAGAAAACCCUUAGAUUUUCUUCUUCACUUGUUUUUGUUCAUUUGAGUCUCUAUCAAUUGCUGGUAGAAAUAAUUAACCAGUUUCUUGCCAUUACCUCUUCCAUUUUUCCACCACCUUUUUUGGCUCUAAUAAAGCUUUUCCACCAAUUCAGCUCAACCGAAAGUGAAAGACAGUGAGCUAGAUGAUGUGAUGAUUCUAUUGUUUUUGCGAGAAAACAAAGACAAGUAUCAUUAGGGUUUUGUUUUUCUUAUUAUUUAACCCUAUUUGUCUUUGCAUUCUCUUCUUCUUCUGUUUUUUUCUUCUUUCUUGCACUUUUCUUUUCAAUUUGUUUUUGUUGUUUUCCUUGGGAUCUGAUCCGACAAGUAGAAGACAAAAAAGUUUAAAGGGUUCAAUUUCCGAGGAGUUAUAGUUAUAUCUAUGUUGGUUGGUUGGUUGGUACUAUUUGAACUUUUUUAUAGUACCUGUUUUGUCUUUGAAUAUCUUUGUCUGAUUUAGGAGCUUCUUCUCUAUUUUUUGGAGUGAAUUUGAGAUAUAAAUAUAUAUAGAUAUAUUCAUCAACUAAUAUUUGGAGGAAGAUCUGUGACUACACCAACUUGCUACUUGAUCUGACUCAAAAUAAAAUAGGAGAAUAUGAAUAAUUUUUCUCAUGUUCCCCCGGGUUUUAGGUUCCAUCCCACAGAUGAAGAACUUGUUGAUUACUACCUUAGGAAGAAAAUUGCUUCAAGAAGGAUUGACCUUGAUGUCAUAAAAGAUGUUGACCUUUACAAAAUUGAACCAUUUGAAUUUAAAGAGAUUUGCAGAAUUGGAACAGAAGAACAAAAUGAAUGGUAUUUUUUUAGCCAUAAAGAUAAGAAGUAUCCAACUGGAACAAGAACAAAUAGAGCAACAACUGCUGGAUUUUGGAAAGCAACAGGAAGAGACAAAGCAAUUUAUAGUAAGCAUGAUUUGAUAGGGAUGAGGAAAACCUUAGUGUUUUAUAAAGGUAGAGCUCCAAAUGGACAAAAAUCAGAUUGGAUCAUGCAUGAGUAUCGACUUGAAACAGAUGAAAAUGGCACACCACAGGAAGAAGGAUGGGUAGUGUGUAGAGUAUUCAAGAAAAGAGUAACAACAAUGCGCAAAGUGAUGAGUGAACAUGACUCCCCUUCUUGGUAUGAUGACCAACUCUCUUUCAAUAUGCAAGACAUGGUUGACUCACCAAAUCAAACCUCUUAUCAAUCAAAUUUGGUUUACCAACAAUUACCAUUAUACCCUUGCAAAAAAGAGCUUGAACAUUUACAAUUCCAAUUGCCACGUGACCAAUUUCUUCAACUACCACUUCUAGAGAGUCCAAAACUUCUUCAACCUAAUUCUUCAACCAAUUUAACCUCUAAUAAUCCUAUGAUUCCAACAUUCAAUGCUCUUAAUCUUCCUUCAUCAAUAUUGAUAGAAGAACAACAAGUCCUACAAAAUGGUCAACAAAAUCUUCAUCAUGGUAUUGUGUAUGGGAAUAAUUGCCAUGAACAAAAUGUGGAUGAUCAAGUUACUGAUUGGAGGGUUCUUGACAAAUUUGUUGCUUCACAACUUAGUCAAGAUGGUUCAAAAGACAACAAUAAUAACAUGUUUCAUGGCACGGAUGACAAUAGCAAUGUUCAAUUCAGAAAUUUGGAGAAACAAGAAAUGGUGCAUGAAAUUAAUGCAUCAACAUCAAACUCAAGCUGCCCAAUUGAUUUGUGGAAAUAGUUGGUUAUUAUGGGUACAUACUAAUUAUAGGGUACUUAGCUAUAAUUUAUAAAAUUAAAACAUUGCAUGCAAUUAAAUACUGUUUAAAUUGUUGUACAUAAUAAACUUAUAAAUGGCUAUAACUAUAACAUUUAUGUGGAGUGAUUCUAUAGCUCCAUGCCUCUAGAUGAUUCUAGAAUUAUAUUGAAAUUUCAUGGAAUGGUCACAUAGAACUAAAAAAUUCACAGUUGUGUGUGUGUCUGUGUGUGACUUUCAUGUGGUAUCUACCAAUUUGUCUCUGUAUCAAAAAAAAAAUCACAUUUUCAUAAAGAUUGAAACCUUUGCAGGGUUAUUAUUGUAAUUUACUAUGAGUGAUAUAUGGCUCUACUACUAUGCUAUGUAAGCCAAAAUAUAACAGCUACAUCCGCUGUUUUUAUUGGAUUAAUUAAUUGACCGAGUUGGUCGAUAUAUAUGUACUAGAAUUAAGACAAA